Linnemannia hyalina is the source of this 807-nucleotide messenger RNA. Lineage: Eukaryota; Fungi; Mortierellomycota; Mortierellomycetes; Mortierellales; Mortierellaceae. The record is from the annotation of a GenBank genome assembly.
AUGGCCUCACCAACACCCACCUUCUCGCCAGUGACCCAGGUCCUUGAUGCCUCGGCCGUGACCGCACCUGAGGAACGAGUCUCGGAGGAACAAUUCAACAACCUCCAUGCCUCCUCAGUCACCUACCGCGACCUCUUGAUCUUUGAGGAGAGACUUAAACUCAACAUGUUCCGCCUCAAGAAGCGACAGCAGAAAUAUGAAGCAUUCCUGGGGUCCAUUGUGGUUGCGAUAGCCUACUGUGCCUUUUCCACCUUUUACCAGCCCAGUCAGACGUAUUAUAUUCUCGCGCUGCACAAGUUUGUCCCGCAGUGUAACAGAGUACUCAGGAUCUUCAAUAUGCAUUUCAACCGGGACAGCCGACCCGAAUUGGCAUUUUUUCGGAAAGUACCCAAAAAGUUUCAGGAGGGCUUUUCAGCCUACAAGGCCAGUUAUUUCAGACGCAAGUCUGAAAAGAGGGCUGCAGCAGCUGCCGCAAAGGCCGCAGGUGGUCGUGUCGCAGGAGCGGCGGGAGCUACAGGGAUGACACGAUCGGCCAGUGGACAAAAUCGCCGGUUACAACCUUCGACCCGUGGGAGGAGGGCUGGUGGUGGAGGAGGAGGCGGGUCGGCUUCAGGAUCGGAUUCUGGGAUGCGGCCUACUAUGGGCGGUGGCGGUGGAAGACUCAGUUCUUUGACGAGGACUACUCCUGGAGGAGAAGGGGUUAUUCGACGAACCGGGUUGGCGACGACCAAUCCUUCUAUAUCUUUGACCGAUAGUAGUCGACCGGGAUCUCGGACCACCGUCCCUGCUUCCGCCGGUCUAGGAUAA